This is a messenger RNA of Penicillium soppii, 1617 nucleotides long. RefSeq names its product MFS transporter. Gene Ontology annotation, molecular function: transmembrane transporter activity. Lineage: Eukaryota; Fungi; Ascomycota; Eurotiomycetes; Eurotiales; Aspergillaceae. Gene Ontology annotation, biological process: transmembrane transport. The transcript has 2 exons. The record is from RefSeq and is a predicted model, not a curated record. Bases 1 to 1617 code for a protein of 538 amino acids.
AUGUCCCUGACUGAGAAAUCAACCGGGGAAUCCCCUCAAGCCAAGGAAAUCCCACGAUGGCGCAUGAUUUUCGACCCAGGCUGUGUCUCUCAAUCAAUCAUCGACCAUGAAUACAGCGGCUCCGGCACCGAAGAAGACCCUUACCAAGUCUCCUGGGUAGAGAAUGACCCGCGUAAUCCGAUGCUGUUUUCUCCAGUCUCUAGGUGGCUCAUCACGAUUCUGGUGGGGAUUGAGACUCUGUCGGUGGCUUUGGUAUCCUCUGCGUACUCAGGCAGCAUUGCGGAGAUUAUUACAGAGUUCCAAAUAAGCGAAGAAGUCGCUCUGCUUGGUAUUUCGCUUUUCGUUCUCGGAUUUGCUGUUGGCCCCUUGUUCUGGGCGCCCCUGAGUGAGCUGUACGGGCGUCGAUAUGUUCUUAUCGCGAGCGCGACAGGUCUGACUGCUUUCACGUUGGGCGCGGCUGGGUCAAGAAAUAUCUGGACAUUGCUCAUCCUGCGAUUCUUUGGAGGAUGUCUGGGAUCUGCGCCGUUCGCCGUGGCUGGUGCUGUUAUUGCGGAUACCUUUCCUGCUAUCAUUCGUGGUUUGGCUAGCGGAUUAUACUGUGCUGCACCAUUCCUGGGUCCAAUCUUAGGACCCAUUGUCGGUGGCUUCUUGUCAGAAGCUGCUGGUUGGCGAUGGGUUGAGGUCCUAGUUGCAUGUUUUUCGGCGCUUUUUGGGAUUAUUUGCCUUAUUGCCUUGCCCGAGACCUACGCGCCUGUUCUGCUAAAUAAACGUGCCGCGCGUCUCUCUUCGAUCACUGGCCGUGUUUAUCGUAGCAAGAUCGAGAUUGAGCAAGGCAGAAAACAUCCGGCAACAGUGUUCAAAAUUGCUAUCUGUCGGCCAUGGGUACUUCUUUUCCGUGAGCCAAUUGUUAUGCUCUUGUCGGUUUAUCUCGCAAUCAUCUACGGAAUCUUGUAUUUGUUCUUCGCUGCCAUGCCAAUCGUCUUUGAGACUGGACGUGGCUGGAGCGAAGGAAUCACUGGCCUUGCUUUCUUGGGAAUAUUGGUCGGUAUUCUUUGUUCAGCGGUAGCCACGUUCCCGAUGUACUUCAGAUACAAGAAAAGAGUUUUGUCAACCGUUGGAAGAGUUCCACCAGAAGCUCGACUCCCCGACACUUUCAUCGGCGCUAUUGCGCUACCAGCGGGGCUGUUUUGGUUUGCCUGGACCAAUUCUCCUUCGAUACAUUGGAUGGUCCCAAUCGCAGCUGGUAUUCCUUUCGGAUAUGGGAUGAUCACAGUGUUCCUCCCCAUCCUAAAUUAUCUGAUCGAUGCGUACACGAUUUACGCGGCAUCCGUUUUGGCUGCCAACGCCUCACUGCGCUCAACCUUUGGCGCCGUAUUUCCCCUGUUUACAACGCCAAUGUACAAAAAUCUUGGUAUCCACUGGGCAUCAUCCAUCCCUGCAUUUUCGGCCCUCGCAUGCGUACCCAUGCCAUUUUUGCUUUACCGCUACGGUGCAGUGAUUCGAAAGCGAUGCCAUUACGCUGCAGAAUCAGACGCCGUCAUGGAGAAGCUAUUUGGGAAGCCUGCUCUUCCCGAGCAAGCCGCUCCCAAAGAGGUGGAAACCGGUGCAUCAGAUUAA